Homo sapiens (human) is the source of this 1014-nucleotide messenger RNA. RefSeq names its product synuclein gamma (gene SNCG). Bases 31 to 741 code for a protein of 236 amino acids. Gene Ontology annotation, cellular component: cytoplasm; spindle; neuronal cell body. Gene Ontology annotation, biological process: protein secretion. The transcript has 7 exons. The record is from RefSeq and is a predicted model, not a curated record. Lineage: Eukaryota; Metazoa; Chordata; Mammalia; Primates; Hominidae.
GACUUGCCCUGUGGAGACUGCAGCUUCUGGAUGUGGGAAGGAGAGCCCUGCAGGCAGGGGGCUUCCAGGCUUGGGACACCUGGGCAUUCCUGGGCCAGGAAAGCACCCAACAAACCUGCAACUCAGAAGCCAAAUGAGACCUAUCCCAGGCAGGUCCGCUCUGCGAUGGUGGCUCUCAUACACCGCACAGAAGUGGCUGGCUGGGCUCCAGCUGGCCUCCGCAUCAAUAUUUCAUCGGCGUCAAUAGGAGGCAUCGGGGACAGCCGCUGCGGCAGCACUCGAGCCAGCUCAAGCCCGCAGCUCGCAGGGAGAUCCAGCUCCGUCCUGCCUGCAGCAGCACAACCCUGCACACCCACCAUGGAUGUCUUCAAGAAGGGCUUCUCCAUCGCCAAGGAGGGCGUGGUGGGUGCGGUGGAAAAGACCAAGCAGGGGGUGACGGAAGCAGCUGAGAAGACCAAGGAGGGGGUCAUGUAUGUGGGAGCCAAGACCAAGGAGAAUGUUGUACAGAGCGUGACCUCAGUGGCCGAGAAGACCAAGGAGCAGGCCAACGCCGUGAGCGAGGCUGUGGUGAGCAGCGUCAACACUGUGGCCACCAAGACCGUGGAGGAGGCGGAGAACAUCGCGGUCACCUCCGGGGUGGUGCGCAAGGAGGACUUGAGGCCAUCUGCCCCCCAACAGGAGGGUGAGGCAUCCAAAGAGAAAGAGGAAGUGGCAGAGGAGGCCCAGAGUGGGGGAGACUAGAGGGCUACAGGCCAGCGUGGAUGACCUGAAGAGCGCUCCUCUGCCUUGGACACCAUCCCCUCCUAGCACAAGGAGUGCCCGCCUUGAGUGACAUGCGGCUGCCCACGCUCCUGCCCUCGUCUCCCUGGCCACCCUUGGCCUGUCCACCUGUGCUGCUGCACCAACCUCACUGCCCUCCCUCGGCCCCACCCACCCUCUGGUCCUUCUGACCCCACUUAUGCUGCUGUGAAUUUUUUUUUUAAAUGAUUCCAAAUAAAACUUGAGCCCACUCCU